Messenger RNA from Saccoglossus kowalevskii, 723 nucleotides. Its product is annotated as ras-related and estrogen-regulated growth inhibitor-like. Gene Ontology annotation, molecular function: GTP binding; GTPase activity. The record is from RefSeq and is a predicted model, not a curated record. NCBI's taxonomy places the organism in Eukaryota, Metazoa, Hemichordata, Enteropneusta, Harrimaniidae.
AUGCCAACAAUGACCACUUUCCAGUUCGGUAAACAUAAAAAAAGCACUAACCACGGAAAACCCGUAAAGAUUACAGUAUUGGGACAAUCGGCAGUCGGAAAAACAGCCUUAUGCGUUCGCUUCAUGACGAGAAGAUUCAUCGGGGAAUACGACCCUACCCUAGAGACGACACACCAGUUCAGAACAUUUGUAGAUGGUGACCCGGGACCUGUGGACUUCGAAAUCCUGGAUACAGCAGGACAGGCCGAGAAUUAUUUGACGCAGUCGCAGAUAAAAUGGGCAGAUGCUUUCAUUAUCGUAUACUCGGUUACCGAUAGAUGUAGUUUUGACGAAGUUAUGAGACUGAAAUUUAUCAUCAAUAAAACAAAAGACAGGGAAGUAGCUGUGCUCAUCGUCGGAAAUAAAAUCGACUUGACCUUUGACCGGAUGGUGUCGAAAGAAGAAGGCGAAAAACUGGCAAAAUCCUUAAACUGUUCCUUUCUCGAAAUUUCAGUUCGGGAAUCUUACGAUGACGUCAAAUACGCUUUCCUUAAAGUAUAUCAUGAUAUGAAACACUUGACGAAGAGAACGUCUUCGCCAAAACUGUUCGUGCGCUCCAAAAGUUCCGCACAAAUCAGAGGGCUGACGCCAGAGGUGCCACGGCCACGUGAGCGAAGCAUGAGCGUGGUUCACCAAGUACCGCUGCCGCAGAUGGACCAAUUCAUGUCGUCUUUAAAUGAAUGA